Anguilla anguilla (European eel) is the source of this 1738-nucleotide messenger RNA. Its product is annotated as acidic leucine-rich nuclear phosphoprotein 32 family member B-like. Lineage: Eukaryota; Metazoa; Chordata; Actinopteri; Anguilliformes; Anguillidae. Gene Ontology annotation, biological process: regulation of apoptotic process. The transcript is spliced from 7 exons. Gene Ontology annotation, molecular function: histone binding. Gene Ontology annotation, cellular component: nucleus. Bases 291 to 1073 code for a protein of 260 amino acids. The record is from RefSeq and is a predicted model, not a curated record.
UGUGCAUCCAACUUGAAGUACUUUUUUUGUCUUCUCCGCUUGGCGCCUGGAAUAGCUAAGUAGCUAACGUUAGCGGAGUGGUUACUAGUGUUGCUGUUAGGCUGCACACACGGAGCGUGAGUCUGUGAGGCUAUUGCUAUCAUCGUGUAAUUGGUUUGAUAUCGUGUUUAGAAAACUUGAAUAACGAAGCAUUGUUUUUCACCCUUUUCCACUGUUUGAGACUGCAGUCCGAUACUUACCGCUUCUGUAAGUACGCUCUAUAAGUGCUAGCAAGGUAGCCACCGAACAAGAUGGACAUGGAGAAAAGAAUUAACUUAGAGCUUCGGAACAGGAAGCCGGCAGAGGUCAAAGAACUGGUUCUGGAUAAUUGCCGUUCUGAUGAUGGCAAGAUUAUGGGUCUUUCGUCUGAAUUUCUGAACUUGGAAUUCCUCAGUAUGAUCAAUGUCAAUCUGGUUUCCCUUGAUAACCUGCCAAAACUCCCCAAACUCCGGAAGCUGGAGCUGAGUGACAAUCGGAUCUCGGGGGGGCUGGAGGCCCUCGCUGAGCGGGCACCUUCCCUCACGCACCUCAAUCUAAGUGGAAACAAGAUCAAAGACCUCAGCACCCUGGAUCCCCUGAAGAAGCUGGCUGCGCUGAGCAGUGUGGACCUGUUUAACUGCGAGGUGACCAUGCUGCUGGACUACAGGGACAGCGUGCUGGAGCUCUUGCCUCAGAUCACCUACCUGGACGGCUUCGACGCCGACGACGAGGAGGCCUUGGAUUCAGACCCGGACUGCCUGGACGAUGAGCUCGAUGAGGACGAAGAUGGGCUGAGUGAGGAUGAGGAUGGAGACCUGGAUGUGGAAGAGAAUGAUGAUGACGAUGACGACGAUGAUGAGGACGAUGACGACAAUGAUGUUGAAGCUGGCGAUGAUGAUGAUGAUGAAGAGGAAGACAGCGACGAAGAGGAAGAGACCAGCCGGGGAGAGAAGAGGAAGAGGGAGGGCGAUGGAGAGGAGGAAGAUGACGAUGAUGAUGUUGAGAAUGACGACGACGAAGAUGACAGUGAUGAUGAUGAUGAUGAUGACGAAUGAGCUUCUUUACUCAGACUAGGGUUCCUCUGGGGUGGUUUUCAUGAAAUACACUGGGGUGCAGCUGCUUCAGGGAGAGUCGGGGGUUAGGGUGAUAUUGGGUAGAUUUGGGAAAUGUGGCUGUUAGAUUGGUUCUCUCUUCCACCAGCGCUACGACCACACACACACAACACACACAAACAGAAAUCAAACCUCAGGCCUGUGCUCGGCGGUCGGACUUUCUCAUACUGUACAUAUCUUAUAUGGGGCAUGCCCCCGCCAAGGCGUAACUUGGCGGGAUGGCAUACCUGCCAUCCCAAUUUUUGAAAACUUGAAUAUUUUCUGAGUUUGUAACUUUCUAUGUCAGCACUUCCAUUGUGCUUUCCUUUAACAUAACAAAGAUACUUUGAAUUUGUGAGAUGCCUGUGAUUUUUUUGCAGUAUUAUGUGGCUGGGAUCGGGUGUAGAGUGACAUCUGUGUCGACAGUGAACCUGCUAGGCAACAGAGAUCUCCCUCUCACACAUGCGGAUGUGCACAGUGCAGUCGCAGCUGGGGAAAUGUAAAUAAUACACUGUAUAGAUUUAACACACUCGCAUUUUUAAAUGCCAUUCUGCAGUGGUUUUAGCCAACUGUCUUGAUUUUUUUUAAACUGUGUCAUAUUAAAAGAAUGAUCAGUUCUGUGGAAGUGA